AUGGACGGAGCCAUGUCCCGAUAUUUUAAAGCACAUAUUAGCAACGAGUCUUGCAUUGAAAUGUAUUACAGCCCCCGAGAAUUAUUGUUUCGAUGCCCGUCACUGAGGGCCGCAGAAUAUGAAGUAACAGUAUUAAAUUCGGUUUCGGCGUUAAUUGCUGGUUGUGCAUACAUAACAUAUUCAUCGAGCAUAUUGAUACAGCAAUCAUAUCUGAUGUGGUUUGGCAGUAAAGAAGAAAAGGGGCAAGAUUGCUACAAUCCGAAUUUGGAGUAUUUUCGUUAUAACUGUUUAACAAAAGAUCUCGUCUUGAAUAAAGACACAAUCGAAGGACUGAUGUACUUAAGACUGUACGCAGACGAUUAUAACAAAACUGGUACACCGGAUUACAAAUGUGCAUUGUACGAGACAAUCAAUGGAAACCGCACUCAUUUCCGGUUUGCGAUUAGCCCGAACAAAACGUGCAAAGGAUUGAUUGACGUUCUUUACCCACCACGAGAUAUGUUGUUUUCUGAUUCCAACCCUGGGGCCGUGUUGUUAUCCUUCAAUAGCAAAAAUUUCGAACCUAGAUUAAGAAAGGUAUCGACGACAUGCCUUACCUUAAAAUAUGAUGGUAAUGGUGGAAAUGGUUCAGUUACAAAUACAACAACAACUAACAUUACCAAAAAUUAA
Aphis gossypii (cotton aphid) is the source of this 669-nucleotide messenger RNA. RefSeq lists its product as uncharacterized. The record is from RefSeq and is a predicted model, not a curated record. The transcript is spliced from 5 exons. Bases 1 to 669 code for a protein of 222 amino acids. Lineage: Eukaryota; Metazoa; Arthropoda; Insecta; Hemiptera; Aphididae.